UGACAUUUAGGUGACACAAACAAAACCAUUCAAUUCUGUUGGCUAAAGAAACUUCAUAAAUGAGUCAUUUUGUUAGAUUUGCUUAAAAUUCUUAUAAAAAAUAAAUAAAAUAUUUGAAACAAGUGUAUCCUCGAACUAAACAUGGGGUUAUUCGGCAAAACUCAUACCAAAGAUCCCAAAGAGCAGGUGCAAGAAUGGACGCACAAAAUUCGAAAGGAAAGCAAUCAACUGGAUCGCCAGAUACGUAGUAUACAGCGCGAGGAGGAGAAAGUGAAGCGUUCCUUAAAGCAGGCAGCAACAAAAAAUGAUCGGGACACUUGUGUCAUCCUCGCAAAAGAAAUUGUGCGUGCACGUAAAGCGAUAAAUCGUAUUUACACAUCUAAGGCACACCUUAACUCCAUACAGCUACAAAUGAAGAAUCAAUUGGCUACGUUACGCGUGGCCGGCUCGUUACAAAAAUCCACAGAAGUAAUGCAAGCUAUGCAGAAUUUGGUACGUUAUCCAGAAUUAGCCGGCAUAAUGCGAGACAUGUCGAAAGAAAUGAUGAAAGCUGGCAUAAUUGAGGAAAUGCUCGACGAGACAAUGGAUUCGCUGGAAGAGUCUGAAGAGAUGGAAGAGGAGGCGGCAAAGGAAGUAGAUAAAGUCUUAUGGGAAAUUACGGAUGGUAAACUUGGUGAAGCACCGUUACCACCUGAAGGUAUCGCCGCCGAAAAACAUGAAGUACCCGCUGCCACAGUAGUUGAAUCCGAAGAUGAAGCUGGUGAAGAGGAGGAAGAUUUGCAAGAAAUGCAAAAUCGUUUAGCAUCGCUGCGUUCAUAAGCGCCUGUAGUGGGCUGUUGAAAUACGCUGACGUAAGCGCCGAACGAAUGGUAAUAUAAUUUUAAGUUUGUUUGCGAACACUGCUGAAAAACAGGUCGUUUGCGUUUUUACGUGCACAUUUCAAUGUUUCGAAGCGAAGAAUAAAAACUUUUACAACGGAAGCAAAAAUUUCAAAGAUGAAAAAAAUUUAACAGCUAAAAAUCUCAUUUGCAAGUUUUGUAUAUAUACAUAUGUACAUAUAACUUGUAAGUCUUUACAUUGGCAAUUUGAAGAAAAUUUAUAACAUAAAUUAUUUAUAGAAAAAUAUUUUGCACACCAAGUGUACUUUCGCUGUAACUUCAGUUGAAAUUUAACAUUGAAGGCUAAUCUAACAAUUUAAGUAUUCCAUCUAAUAUUUAAUAAUAUUAAUAAAUAUUUAUAAAAUCAAUUACAUAACUUAAUGAUAUAUUAACGAUUUUGUAAGUGAAAGAGUAUAGAGCUUUCAUGACAAAGGCAAAAUUUAUUACUUAAAAUAUACAAGUUUUAUUUGUACAGUUCUUUCUGUCUUUACAUAUGUAUGCGUGUGUAUUUGUUUUGCAAUAUUAAAGAUUUCCUAUGUUGAAGAUAAUUUAUCGAAAA
Messenger RNA from Bactrocera neohumeralis, 1437 nucleotides. RefSeq names its product charged multivesicular body protein 3 (gene Vps24). Gene Ontology annotation, biological process: protein transport; late endosome to vacuole transport; endosome transport via multivesicular body sorting pathway. Gene Ontology annotation, cellular component: multivesicular body; ESCRT III complex. The transcript is spliced from 3 exons. The record is from RefSeq and is a predicted model, not a curated record. Lineage: Eukaryota; Metazoa; Arthropoda; Insecta; Diptera; Tephritidae. The coding region runs from base 142 to 819 and encodes 225 amino acids.